CCUUGGUUUCGUAAAUUUCGUUUUGGGUCUUUCUUGCGAGAAAUAUAGUUGACAGACAAAUUAAACACUCCAGCUAAAGCAACUACAUAAAAAUUCUGAAAGAAAACACUUCGCAAUCCAAGAGAGAUAUGCAUCUAUGGCCCUCAAUGAGAAUAAGAGACUCUUUCAAGAUCGGAUAUCUGAAAAAACUGGAAUGGAACCUCCAGAGGAUGAACAGCGAGAAGAAGCGGUCUCAACAAAGCAGUAGCAACCAAGAGAAACUCUUAGACGAUGAUACUGUUGAAAAAGUAAACGGUGUCGUUGAUGGAAGAGUUUCAGAAGAUACAUCCCUUUCAAAGAAUUCUUGUUUAGUGAAAUCUGCUUUGGUUUGCAGAGAAGUUCUCAUGGUUCUCACUUGCUGCUACUGUUGUUUCUGCUGUGGAGCAUGUGUUGAUGAAGAUGAAGAUUGAUGCUUUGUUUGGCAGAUCAUUUUGGUGACUGAAGAUUUCCCUGUACUGUUAAAAUUAUAGAAGAUGAAAAUUAGGAGAAAAGUUUCUGUACAGUUUUGCUAUAUAUUUGGUGAUGUAUCAUUUCACCAAAUUGUUACACUGCUAAGCCUUAGAGUGUAACUGCAUUUUCUCCUCAAAUAAGAAAAAGGAAAAAAAAAAAAGAGUGUAACUGUAUUUAAUCCUUAGAUGAAACUGAUAUAGAUUUGUUACCAAAUGUUUUGUGUUUGUUUAUGAGCAUGGAAAAUGCCAAGUGUUUGUUGCUUGUGAUUA
Jatropha curcas is the source of this 758-nucleotide messenger RNA. RefSeq names its product retrovirus-related Pol polyprotein from transposon RE2. The record is from RefSeq and is a predicted model, not a curated record. NCBI's taxonomy places the organism in Eukaryota, Viridiplantae, Streptophyta, Magnoliopsida, Malpighiales, Euphorbiaceae.